Molecule: messenger RNA, 1808 nt
Organism: Eruca vesicaria subsp. sativa (arugula)
Lineage: Eukaryota; Viridiplantae; Streptophyta; Magnoliopsida; Brassicales; Brassicaceae
Source: the annotation of a GenBank genome assembly
CAAUUAUAAUUCUCAUUUUCCAUUUAAAAAUCAAUUGAAGCAGAAUCUCAUCGGACGAAGAAUCUCCGACACGACAAAGCAAACUUGAAGCUUCAAAGGAUUCAUUUUUAAAAACCCUUUUAGAGUUGUGAUGGGAGUUGUGUUUAUUUCAAGCUCAGCUGCAAGGUCUCCUCUUGGUUUAAGCACUGAUCUUUUAACACACCGGUCUUCACUUAAGAAGUUACCAUCCAUUGUUGCUUUCAAAGCUGAUGAGUCCACCAACUCAGAUUUAGUUUUGGAGAAGCAGAAGGAGAAGAGAGUUGUAAAAAGUAGAAAGCCUUGUAAAAGCAAAAACUUGGCUCCUUUAGGGUUAGAUUACAAUGAAGCUGCUGCGAGACUAGAGAGCAUUUACAAGCUUAGUCCUCCAGUGGAGGAGGAUGUUAUCGAUGGCUCGAAAAGGAAAGUUUCAAGGAGGAGGAAGAGGAAAGAGAGUGGUGGUGAAGAGAAGAAAGUAGUUGUGAGGAGUAAUGGGAAGAAGGAAAAGAGAAUGAAUCUUGAUACGAGGAUUGCGUUGAAGAGAAACAUUCAAGAGAAACCAGUUAUUGUCUCUGCUCAGAGGAAAGUAACAAAGAAGCAGCAAGAGGAGGAUAAGAUGGAGAUGGAGAAACCAGUUAUGCUUUCUGCUCAGAAGAAAGUAACAAAGAGGCAGCAAGAGGAGGAUAAGAUCGAGAGGCUUGUGAGAGACUACUCAGCUUCUAAUGAUGUAGUCAGCUUGGACUGGAAGAAAAUGAAGAUACCUCCUGUUCUUACUUCUGCUGAACAUUCUUGGUUGUUUAAGUUGAUGCAACCCAUGAAGGCUCUUCUUGAAGUGAAAGAUGAACUACAAAAGAGCUUGGGAAGAGAGCCUAGAGAAGCUGAAAUAGCUGGAGAGAUCAAUAUGAGUGUGGCUGAAGUGAAAAGUAAAAUCAAAGUUGGUAAAGCUGCAAGGAACAAACUUAUUAAGCACAAUCUCCGUCUUGUACUGUUUGUUAUGAACAAAUACUUUCAAGAUUUUACCAACGGACCUAAGUUCCAAGACCUUUGUCAAGCCGGUAUGAGAGGGCUUAUCACAGCUAUUGACCGCUUUGAACCGAAAAGGAAGUUUCGUCUUUCCACUUAUGGUUUGUUUUGGAUUAGACAUGCUAUUAUACGGUCUAUGACAACCUCAAACUUUACUCGUGUCCCAUUUGGACUUGAAUCGGUUAGAGUGGAGAUCUAUAAGACAAAAAUGGAGCUACUGUUUGAGCUAGGAAGACUCCCUACAGAGGAAGAGAUAGUUGAGAGACUCAAGAUCUCACCUGAGAGAUACCGUGAAGUCUUGAGAGCCGCAAAACCAGUUUACUCACUGAACUCAAAACAUUCAGUUACUCAAGAAGAACUCAUCAAUGGCAUCACAGAUGUUGAUGGUGUUGGAGCUGAUAACAGGAGACAACCUGCUCUUCUCAGACUCGCUCUUGAUGACGUGCUGGAUUCAUUGAAGCCUAAAGAGAGUUUGGUGAUUCGACAAAGAUACGGUCUAGAUGGGAAAGGAGACAGGACACUUGGAGAGAUAGCUGGUAAUCUCAACAUCUCUAGAGAAAUGGUGAGGAAACAUGAAGUCAAGGCUUUGAUGAAGCUGAAGCAUCAGGCCAGAGUUGAUUACCUACGCCAAUACAUUGUCUGAAAACCAAAUCAAACCAAACUGAACCGGCCCACUCAACCAUUUGAGCGUGUACUUGGUAUGAUACCUACUUCAAAACGUUUUAUAACGUUGGUAUAGUUUGUGUAUAUAUAUAUAUAUAUAUAUAUCA